This is a messenger RNA of Rana temporaria (common frog), 2472 nucleotides long. It is a transcript of the gene SEPTIN7, whose product is annotated as septin 7. Lineage: Eukaryota; Metazoa; Chordata; Amphibia; Anura; Ranidae. Gene Ontology annotation, molecular function: molecular adaptor activity; GTPase activity; GTP binding. The record is from RefSeq and is a predicted model, not a curated record. Bases 171 to 1448 code for a protein of 425 amino acids. Gene Ontology annotation, cellular component: cell division site; septin complex; microtubule cytoskeleton. Gene Ontology annotation, biological process: cytoskeleton-dependent cytokinesis; cilium assembly. The transcript is spliced from 15 exons.
AGCAGUGUCCCCGCCUACGAUCUGACGUCAGAGUGUGGGCAGAAGCCGUCGCUUCCUUGCCCCUCCGUAGACGUAGCGCACGGCAACGUCCCGGGGCUGUGUCAGUGAGAGAGAGCGAGCGCAGAGACGCGUACGAAGCGAGGCGACAACUGGACAGCACCGGAGGCACCAUGGUAGCUCAACAGAAGAAUCUUGAAGGAUAUGUGGGAUUUGCCAAUCUGCCAAAUCAAGUAUACAGGAAAUCUGUGAAGAGAGGAUUUGAAUUCACGCUUAUGGUAGUAGGUGAAUCUGGUCUGGGAAAAUCAACUCUCAUAAAUUCACUCUUCUUAACGGAUUUAUAUGCUCCGGAUUAUCCUGGUCCAUCACACAGAAUUAAAAAGACUGUUCAGGUUGAGCAGUCAAAAGUUCUAAUUAAAGAAGGUGGAGUUCAGCUGCUUCUCACAAUAGUAGACACACCCGGGUUUGGCGAUGCCGUCGAUAAUAGCAACUGUUGGCAGCCGGUUAUUGACUAUAUUGACAGUAAAUUUGAAGACUAUCUUAAUGCAGAAUCUCGUGUCAACAGACGUCAGAUGCCAGACAACCGUGUGCACUGUUGUUUGUACUUUAUUGCACCUUCAGGCCACGGACUGAAACCAUUGGACAUAGAGUUCAUGAAACGUUUGCAUGAAAAAGUCAAUAUCAUUCCACUCAUCGCAAAAGCAGACACCCUCACACCAGAAGAAUGCCAGCAGUUUAAAAAACAGAUAAUGAAGGAAAUUCAGGAACACAAAAUCAAGAUUUAUGAAUUUCCAGAAACGGAUGAUGAAGAAGAAAAUAAGCUGGUGAAAAAAAUAAAGGACCGUUUACCUCUUGCUGUUGUGGGUAGCAAUACUAUCAUAGAAGUGAAUGGCAAAAGAGUAAGAGGAAGACAGUAUCCAUGGGGAGUUGCGGAAGUUGAAAACGGUGAACACUGUGACUUCACUAUUCUGCGGAACAUGUUGAUAAGGACUCACAUGCAAGAUCUCAAGGAUGUCACCAAUAAUGUACACUAUGAAAACUACAGGAGCAGAAAGUUAGCCGCUGUGACUUACAAUGGUGUGGAUAACAACAAAAACAAAGGCCAGCUUACAAAACUUGACACAGUUGAAGGCAUGAGCCCAUUGGCUCAGAUGGAAGAAGAAAGAAGGGAACAUGUGGCCAAAAUGAAGAAAAUGGAGAUGGAAAUGGAACAGGUAUUUGAGAUGAAAGUCAAAGAAAAAGUUCAGAAGCUCAAGGACUCUGAAGCAGAACUUCAACGACGUCAUGAGCAGAUGAAAAAGAACCUUGAGGCUCAGCACAAAGAAUUGGAAGAAAAGAGACGCCAGUUUGAGGACGAGAAGGUCAACUGGGAGACUCAGCAACGCAUACUGGAACAGCAGAACUCUUCAAGGACCUUGGAGAAAAACAAGAAGAAAGGGAAGAUCUUUUAAAACAGUUCUCCACCACUAUACCUUUUACCAGUUGCCAACUUGCCAGCCCAGACAUCAGUGUUUGUUGGAACCAUUCAGCCACUUUUGAAACCAGAUGCAUCCAUUAAUGUUGGAUUUAAUGGCAUGACCUUUAUUUUUUCUUAUUAUUCUCAAUGGAUAUUAAGAUGCCUUGAAUCGUUUAAGGUUUUUGCAUACCUGGAGGACUAGACGCUGCAAUGCUCCCUUCCCCCUCUUUCUCUUUUUAACUGAUGUCUCCAUUUUAAAAUCAAGAAAAUAAAAGCAUUUUACGGUUGUAUAUCUGGGGGCUGGUAGCAGAAUAUUCCACAAUACAAGGACUCUGGCUUACAAUGAAGAUAAAAUGCCAUACUUUUAUUGCAUUUGCUAACAAGCGCACAUGUAAUACAAAAACUUCCAUGCAUACAGUUUCUUGUCAUUUUCAUUUUUCCCUGUUUUGACACUUCCAUUGUUUAAAGUACAUAUGGGAAUUAUAAGCUUACAGUGCACAGAUGGCUUUUUUUUAUUUUCUCUCCAUUGUUUCAUGACCAAUCUCUUAUGUUUGGGCAAUAUCUAAAAUAUAUGCUCCAUUUAUUACAUUCUUUAACCAGGAGUCUAAUUACUGCUUCCUUUUAUAAUGACAUUUACCUUAGAUAUUUUCCAACUAUUGGUCCUACGAAAUUAAUCUACAUAUUAUUUCUUUGCUGUAGGAACCAAUUUUUUUUUUUACUUUUUUUGUUUUGUUUUUCUGCAUCUUUACAUACUUCCCUAAGUUUUGUGAUAAUGCAGCAGGAAUGGUGCAUUUAUAGGUCAUUUCUAGAUAAAAUUAACAAACCUUCUGUUUCCUCCUUAUUGUGCAGUCUAUUUUAUGUUUUGCUAGAAAUGGGAAUCGUGACCUCACAAGAAGAGGGACAUCACAAUUUUGCAUUUAGUUGUAUUCAUAUACUGCAUUUCUGUAUUUUUUUUUUUUUUUUUUCGUUUGUAUUGUACAAAGUCACAUAAUAAACAAUGUUGUGAUGUAAUACAGCAA